GAAAGAAACGGGAGUAGCAUAAGGCGCGGGCAAGCGGCGGCGGCGACGACAGCAGCGGCGGCCACGGCGGCAGCAGCAGCAGCAGGGAAAGGAGGAGGAGGAGGAGGAGAAGAGGAGGAGGAGGAAAGGGGAAGGAGAGCCGGAGUAGCCGCAGCCGCGGAGGAAAAAGAGGAGGAGGAAAGAAAAAGAGGCGAGGAAAAAGGAAAGAAAGAAGAACUGGGAGGAGGAGAAAGAAAAGAGAAGAAGAAGGGAAGCAGCCGACGGCCCAAGAGGAGCGAAGCCGAGCGCAGGAGAGAAGACGCCGGGAGAGACUUCCGAUUUGGAGGGAGGGAGGAAGAGGGGGUGCGUGUGUGUGUGUGUGUGUGCCUGGGAGCGCGCGCGGGUGCGUGAGCGCGUGGAGGGUGCGUGUGUGAGUGGGAGUGCGCGCGCGUGUGGUUUUUGUUUGGCUCCUUCCAUCUCCCCCCCCCCGUCUCCCUCUCGCUCCCCCCCCUCUCUCCUCCUCCUCCUCCUCCUCCUCCUUCUUCCCCGGUUGAUGUUUCUACAGCUUCGCCAAACUCCGAGCGGGGCAUCUGAUCGAAACCCCGCCAGGAGCAGGAACCAGGCCGGGUCCGCGGGCCGGCGUGCCGAGCGUGGGAUCUUCCGGGGCUCGCCUGCGCCUCCUGCGAGCAGCUCCGGGCUUUCUCCCGGCUUGCUUUCCAUGGCUUUUCUGAAUGGCUGACUGCGGGCUUGGCUGGAUCUGGCCCCCAGACCCCCGCCUCUGUUCUUGCAACUCGGGUCGGCUUCAAGAGAGAGGGAGGGAGGGAGGGAGGGACCUUUGAAGGGGAUCGCUCGCGCGCUCUCUCUCUUUCUCUCUCUCUCUCUCCAGCCGCCCCCCUUUUGUAAUUUUUUUUUUACUUUUCUUCCUCUUUUGCUAACAGACAAUCUCCCUCCUCGUCGCCUCUCUCUCUCUUUUUUUUCCCCUUUUCCUUUUUUCCCCCCUCUCGUCCGCUUUCCCCUUUUCCUUCCUCAACCCACUUUCCGGUGCCUGUCCGCCGCGUGCUUGCGUGUGUGUGUGUGUGUGUGUGUGUGCUUCCCGCAUUUAUUGACUCUUUUGCAAUUGCACGGGGGAGCCGUACCACCUUUUCUACCACUCCCCCCUCCACCGAAAGCAUUAAAUUAAAACUGAACGAAAGGACCGGCAAAGCGGGGGGAGGGGGGAGAGCACCCAACGAGCGAGCGAAAGGGGGAAAUUAACAGAAAACCACCUCCGCCGCCGAUUACAACGCGCCCCUUUCUACUCCAGAGCAACUUCCAGCCAAGCAAAUAAGAAUAACUUGCCAGCGUGAACUGCGAGAGGAAAAAGGCCGGAGGGGGAACAAAUAAACUGAAAUAAAAGUGGACCCCCUUCCUCUUUAGACCGGCACAGCUCGCCCCGGCUCCAACGGCAGGCGCAACCGGCCGGAGACGCGGAUCCGGCGGCCACAGCAAGCGACGGGGGGGCGCGCGAUUUGGCCACGGUGUCCCUUAGAUAUGGCAAUGGUAGUGGGCGCCUGGCGAGACCCGCAGGACGAUGUGACCGGCCCGCAAGGAACGCAGCCUUCGCAAGCGCCCCCCGUGCCGGGACCCCCGACGGGCGCCCCCCACACCCCGCAGACACCGGGCCAAGGAGGGCCCCCCAGCACCCCGGUGCAGACCAACCCGGGCAGCCAGCAAACUCAAGGGGAGAAGCAGCAGCAGCAGCAGCACAUCGAAUGCGUGGUGUGCGGGGAUAAGUCCAGCGGCAAACACUACGGGCAAUUUACGUGUGAAGGCUGCAAGAGUUUCUUCAAGCGCAGCGUCCGGAGGAACCUUAGCUACACGUGCCGCGCGAACCGGAACUGCCCCAUUGACCAGCAUCACCGCAACCAGUGCCAAUAUUGUCGCCUCAAGAAAUGCCUGAAGGUUGGCAUGAGACGGGAAGUUUCUUUUUUAUUCACUGCAGCCGUCCAGAGGGGCAGAAUGCCACCCACACAGCCGACCCACGGCCAGUUCGCCUUAACCAACGGGGACCCGCUGAACUGCCACUCGUACCUCUCCGGAUAUAUUUCUCUCUUGCUGCGGGCAGAGCCUUACCCGACCUCUCGCUUCGGCAGCCAGUGCAUGCAGCCCAACAACAUUAUGGGGAUCGAGAACAUUUGCGAGCUGGCCGCCCGGAUGCUUUUCAGCGCGGUGGAAUGGGCUCGGAACAUUCCUUUCUUCCCCGACCUGCAGAUCACCGACCAGGUAGCCCUCCUGAGGCUCACCUGGAGCGAAUUGUUUGUCCUCAACGCCGCCCAGUGCUCCAUGCCUCUCCACGUCGCCCCGCUCUUGGCAGCCGCCGGCCUCCACGCCUCGCCCAUGUCCGCCGACCGCGUGGUCGCCUUUAUGGACCACAUACGCAUUUUCCAGGAGCAGGUGGAGAAGCUCAAAGCCCUGCACGUGGACUCGGCGGAAUACAGCUGCUUGAAGGCGAUUGUCCUCUUCACCUCAGAUGCGUGUGGUCUAUCGGACGUAGCGCAUGUUGAAAGUUUACAGGAGAAGUCCCAAUGCGCCCUGGAGGAGUACGUGAGGAGUCAGUAUCCUAACCAGCCCACCCGUUUUGGGAAACUGUUGUUACGCCUCCCUUCUCUUCGCACGGUCUCUUCCUCGGUCAUAGAGCAAUUGUUUUUCGUCCGUUUGGUAGGUAAAACCCCCAUAGAGACCCUUAUCAGAGAUAUGCUACUAUCCGGAAGCAGUUUUAACUGGCCGUAUAUGGCCAUCCAGUAAAGGAGAAAAAAAAAAGGGGGGGGGAAAUAAUAUGUUGGCGAGAGGAGAAAAAAAAAUAAUAAUUCCACAGAUCAGAAAAUUGGACAAAGCAAAACAAAACAAAACAACAAAAAAAAUGGAAAAUUUGGAACAGAGGAAUGGAGAGUGACAUUGGGUCUGGCGGUUGUGUAAACGUCCUUCAGUUAAGCGAGAAUGUCACAUCUUGGCUAAAAAAGAAGAGAGGAGAAUAAUUUGAAUGGACUAUGGAUUUUUUUAAAAAAAAGAGAGACUUGUUCAAUGGACUUUUUACACAAUGCAUUAAAAUUCCCUUGUCUUUCACAAGUUACUAUUUCUAUCUUUCUCUCUGUCUUGAACAAAAUUAUUUUUCUUUCUUUCUUUCUUUCUUUCUUUCUUUCUUUCUUUCUUUCUUUCUUUCUUUUGAGGGGGUGUUAAAACUUCGAAAUGCAAUCUCUCAAAGUGCAUUUUUAAACAAGCAAACCUGUAGAAAAUUAACAUAAUGGGAAAAAUUCUCUUUCUCCCCCCCCCCCCAGUCUCUCUCUGUCUCUCUCUCUCUCCAAAUUAUUGAUUUGUCCAACAUUGUCUGUGUACACCUAUAGGAUUUUGUUUUGGUUUUUUUUUUAAAAAAAAAAAAAAAUUCUGGUUCCAAACCAGUUUAUUCUGUGGUUCUAUAAUAAUUUUGAUAUAAUCUUGGUUUCAUUUUUCUUUUCUUUUUAAAGAACUGUGUAUCCUUUAAAAAGUAUAUGUUCUGAAAGAAUUAAAACUGUCUUGGAAAGGUUUCUGAGAAGAACAUAAAAUUGGGAAUAAAGACACCCCCACCCCAAAAUAAUUCUAGAAAGAUGGAAGCGCACUUAAAUCCGGUCAGCCAAAAAUUUAGCUUCAAGCUACAGCAACUAUAAUUAUAGCUUUUUUUAAAGUGAACCACGAUCAACCUGCCUCUAGCCUGUCUGCUGGGAGAUGUAUGUGUAUAUAUAUGUGUGUGCAUGUGUGUUAUGUAUAUACAAUGCACACAUAUAUACACACACAAAAACACAUAAAUGCAUAUAUGGCAAAAUAUGGAUUUUAGAAGGGAAUUGUGUAUUUUUUUGGAGGGAGAUUGUGUGUGUCCAAGACACAAGAUGAUUUUGGUAAAAACAUGCAUACAUAUAUGUACACAGAAAAUCACAGAGAGACUCAUCACAAAGUUACCUUUUUUGUAAUUUGAAUGAAAUUGGGUUCCGCCUAGUUGUCCUAAAUUGUUUCUGAGUUCCUCUAUCUGUUUGUAUAUUUGCAAGCUCUUUGUAUUAUACUUGUUGAUAUUUUCCCUUUUUUUAAAGAAAAAGAAAAAAACCCAUUGAAUUCAGCAUGACAAAAAAAAAUAACACUACUGUUGGCACUUAUAGAUAAUGUGGUUGAUUCAGUACCUUAGAGUUUACAGUUUUUUGUGUUUUAAAGAAAAAAAACUGAAGGUUUUUUUUUAAGUGCAACAUUUCUGUAUACUGUAAAAGUUAUAAUAACUGAAAACUGUUUGGUCCAGUCUUUGUGUGUUAUAUUCCAAGGAAAAAAAUUGAAAGUAUUCAGAAAUUAAAAUAUUAUUUGAUAUCUGA
Messenger RNA from Crotalus tigris (Tiger rattlesnake), 4346 nucleotides. It is a transcript of the gene NR2F2, whose product is annotated as nuclear receptor subfamily 2 group F member 2. Gene Ontology annotation, molecular function: zinc ion binding; nuclear receptor activity; retinoic acid binding. The record is from RefSeq and is a predicted model, not a curated record. Gene Ontology annotation, biological process: negative regulation of transcription by RNA polymerase II; cell differentiation; anatomical structure development. The transcript is spliced from 3 exons. The coding region runs from base 1510 to 2763 and encodes 417 amino acids. Lineage: Eukaryota; Metazoa; Chordata; Lepidosauria; Squamata; Viperidae.